AUGGAGCAGUCACUGGCAGCUUCGUACGACAAGGGAAGAGACAUCAAAAAGAGACUCGAAUCUCUGCCAUUCAAGCCUCAGGAGGAGAUGUUCACCAGUCUGUUUGGCUGUGGCAAGCAAUGUCCUUUCUGCGGUGUACCCUGUGAAGCAGGGGGGAUAGAGCAAAACAAACACCAUUCCUCCAUUCACCGUUCACAAGGUAUCUGUGGUUAUAGCGAUGUUCAUUCAGAGAAAUGAGUAAUUGAGAUAUGUUCAUCUCUUGUGGUUAGUUGCAAAGCAGCAUUCUCCAAUGCUGUGACUGGAGGAAAGUUUCACCCCUACAAGGACUACCAGACAUAUUACCCUGACUGGACCAUAACUGGUGAUGCCAGCGUUGAGGCGUCAGACUACUGGAAGUAUGUGAUGGCCAGAUUCAAUGAGAGAAUCGCUACAGACAGAGGAGGCUCAACCCUUCCUGCUGAUCUCCCAGAGGACUGGAAGGCAUUAACACCUGAUGAUGCAAUGAAGAGCUUGAAAGAGUCUUUCAACAUGAAAUAA
Messenger RNA from Coregonus sp. 'balchen', 537 nucleotides. NCBI's taxonomy places the organism in Eukaryota, Metazoa, Chordata, Actinopteri, Salmoniformes, Salmonidae. The record is from the annotation of a GenBank genome assembly.